UCUGCACUGCAGAAUAACUUCUUCAUCAGCAGCCUCAUGGAGGCCAUGCAGCAGGCACCUGAUGGGGCCCACGACCCAGAGGACCCCCAUCCCCUCAGUGCAGUGGCUGGCCGCCCCCUCUCCUGCCCCAACCAUGAAGGCAAGACGAUGGAGUUUUACUGUGAGGCCUGUGAGACGGCCAUGUGCGGAGAGUGCCGCGCAGGGGAGCACCGGGAGCACGGCACGGUGCUGCUGCGGGAUGUGGUGGAGCAGCACAAGGCCGCCCUGCAGCGCCAGCUGGAGGCAGUGCGCGGCCGGCUGCCACAGCUGUCCGCAGCGAUCGCCUUAGUGGGGGGCAUCAGCCAGCAGCUGCAGGAGCGCAAGGCAGAGGCCCUGGCCCAGAUCAGCGCAGCCUUCGAGGACUUGGAGCAAGCGCUGCAGCAGCGCAAGCAGGCGCUGGUGGCCAUCGAUUUUGCGCAGCUGGAACUGGUCCUGGAGGUCGAUGUUCUGCGGCGAUCGGUGCUCAAUCUGGGUGCACUGCUCACAACGAGUGCCACCGUACACGAUACGCUGGUCACGGGCGAAGGUUGCCCCAGGCGCUGGUGGGCCAGACCGCUCUUCACGGUCACUACCAAAGACAAAGAUGGGCGGCUGGUGCGCACCGGCAGCGCCGAGCUGCGGGCGGAGCUCACUGCCCCCGACGGCACGCUGCCGGUGCCAGUGGUGGACCACAAGAACGGCACGUAUGAGCUGGUCUACACGGCGCGCUCCGAGGGCGAGCUGCUCCUCUCCGUGCUGCUCUAUGGCCAGCCGGUGCGCGGUAGCCCCUUCCGCGUGCGAGCCCUGCGACCUGGAGACCUACCACCUUCCUCGGACGACGUCAAGCGCCGCGUUAAGUCCCCUGGUGGCCCGGGCAGCCAUGUGCGCCAGAAGGCGGUGCGGAGGCCCAACUCCAUGUACAGCACCAGCGGCAAACGGAAGGACAACCCCAUUGAGGAUGAGCUCGUGUUCCGUGUCGGCAGUCGUGGAAGGGAGAAAGGCGAAUUUACCAACCUACAGGGUGUGUCCGCAGCUAGCAGUGGCCGCAUAGUGGUAGCAGACAGCAACAACCAAUGUAUCCAGGUUUUCUCCAAUGAAGGCCAGUUCAAGUUCCGCUUCGGGGUCCGAGGGCGCUCGCCUGGACAGCUGCAACGACCCACAGGUGUGGCAGUGGACACCAAUGGAGACAUUAUCGUUGCAGACUAUGACAACCGUUGGGUCAGCAUCUUCUCCCCUGAGGGCAAGUUCAAGACCAAGAUUGGAGCUGGCCGCCUCAUGGGCCCCAAGGGGGUGGCUGUAGACCGUAACGGACAUAUCAUUGUGGUCGACAACAAGUCUUGCUGUGUCUUCACCUUCCAACCCAAUGGAAAGCUGGUUGGCCGUUUUGGGGGCCGUGGAGCCACUGACCGUCACUUCGCAGGGCCCCAUUUUGUGGCUGUGAACAACAAGAAUGAGAUUGUAGUGACGGAUUUCCAUAACCAUUCAGUAAAGGUAUACAGUGCCGACGGAGAGUUCCUCUUCAAGUUCGGCUCCCAUGGUGAGGGCAACGGGCAGUUCAACGCUCCCACGGGAGUAGCUGUGGACUCCAAUGGGAACAUCAUCGUGGCUGACUGGGGCAACAGCCGCAUCCAGGUAUUCGACAGCUCUGGCUCCUUCCUGUCCUACAUCAACACAGCUGCAGAGCCACUGUAUGGCCCACAGGGCCUGGCCUUGACCUCGGACGGCCACGUGGUGGUGGCCGAUGCCGGCAACCACUGCUUCAAGGCCUAUCGCUACCUCCAGUAGCUGCACAGGGGCCCUGCCUGGCUCAUGGAGGGACGGACAUAGGGGUGAUUGUUCAGGAGUGUCUGGCCCACAGCUGGGCCAGACCUGGCAGCACUGAAUGUGGGCUGUGGGCGUGGGUGCGCCCAGUGCCCUCCCUCUCCCCUUCUCCCACCCCCACGGUUGCACUUUAUUUAUUCGGUUCUUGCUUUGGUGACUGGAUGGGCCUGGACUGUGGUUCUAAGGACGUGUGCAGAGCUUCACCCUCCCCCCUUUACACACCUCCCCCGUCCCCUCAGUCUGCUCCCAACCCCAGCCUGGGGCCAGAACAGCCUCUUACUCCAGGGCAGAAGUCCCUCUGGUUGUCUCCCUACCACCCAUACACACUGACAGAGACAGCAAUACCCCACCCCCAUAUUAAAUAAAUGUGUUCGCCACGUG
Molecule: messenger RNA, 2220 nt
Organism: Myotis lucifugus (little brown bat)
Lineage: Eukaryota; Metazoa; Chordata; Mammalia; Chiroptera; Vespertilionidae
Gene: TRIM3
Product: tripartite motif containing 3
Biological process (GO): protein polyubiquitination; proteasome-mediated ubiquitin-dependent protein catabolic process; negative regulation of translation
Molecular function (GO): ubiquitin protein ligase activity; translation repressor activity; protein binding
Source: RefSeq, a predicted model, not a curated record